Messenger RNA from Seminavis robusta, 1920 nucleotides. The record is from the annotation of a GenBank genome assembly. NCBI's taxonomy places the organism in Eukaryota, Bacillariophyta, Bacillariophyceae, Naviculales, Naviculaceae.
AUGAUGGGCUUGCCUUGGACGGUGAUUUCUUGGCUGCUGUGGAUCCCCCUUGCUGCUGUUCUCGGGAGUAGCAGUCAUGUGUACAAUCAUUCCAGUACUGGUAUCAUCACUCCUGUUUUGGCGCAUCCCAGACUCUGCGAGAAUGAUGAUACUGAUGACAACAGCUGCCAUGGUAUGGUAGAAUCCAUGAAACGGCAAUGGCGGCAACAACAGAGAAGGAAUUUGCAGCGGGGGAGUCACAAUCCCAAUUUGGGCAAUUUCAAGGCGCUGGUUCUUUUGGUACAAUUCACAGAUCACGGGAAUCGCAACCUGAUUCCAAAGGCAACUAUUGAAGAACUCUGGAAUGGCCAAAUCAAGGACUGGUUCAACGUCAAUUCACACGGCAAGUACACGGUAGAUCCCGUCAUUAUCGAUUGGCAAAUGACCGACAAUACCGAACAGUACUACGCCAUUGGAAAAUCUGGUCUGGAUCCAUCGCUACCCAAAGCCAUGUGGCCCAUUCUCAAUCGACUCGACGCCGAGCCGGGAUGGGAUUGGUCCCAGUUUGAUGUCGAUCAAGAUGGAAAGUUGGAUUCGGUCGUCAUGCUGCAUUCCGGGAUUAGCGCCGUCGUGGGAGGAGACGAUUGUUUCAAUACUGGAUUUGCCGAUCGAAUAUGGCCUCAUGCAUACAUCAAUUCGGUCGAUCCCAAUUCCUGGAGAUCCGAAGAUGGUAAUUUCAAAAUGGGUGGUUAUACUGUCAAUUCGGUAUAUGAUGAUGUUUGCGAUGACAAACCAAUGACGGCUGGGCUCACAUGUCACGAGUACAUGCACACAUUUGAUUUGAUUGAUUUGUACGACGGCAUAGACUUAUCCGCUGCCAAGGGAGUCGGAGCCUGGGACGUCAUGGGACACCCGUACGGGGCCGAUCACAAGGGCAUUCCGGGAUUGCUCAGUACGUGGAGCAAAAUGGCAGCCGAAUGGAUCACACCCACGCUCAUCACCAAGGAUGGAGUUUACACGGUUCAACCGGCACACGACAAUCCAAGUGCCUAUCGCAUUGAACUUUUGAAGACCGCGGACGGAUUAUUUGACAGCAAGGCAGAAUACUUGUUGAUUGAAAAUCGACAACCCACUGGAUUUUUUGAAAAACCCUUGUGGGGAUCUGGCCUCUUGAUUGUCCAUGUCGAUGACGGAGCCGAAGGCAUGAACAACAGAGGCUACAAAGGCCAGGAUGGAUGGCCACAAAAUGGAAACCACUAUCAAGUGGCUGUCGUCCAGAAAGAUGGCAACUAUGAUCUGGAAUUGAAUGUCAAUUAUGGGGAUGAAGGAGAUCUCUUUGUACCUGGGGACACGUUGGGUCCGGGAAAACAAAGUGAUGGAUCCAUCGUCUAUCCCAACACGGACUCGUACCAAGGCGGCAACAUUGUGGAGACUGGCAUUGUCAUUGAGGUACUGGAGCAGGUUGGCUCCGAUUUCACCUUUCGCGUAUCGGGUAUCACACAGCAACCCACAAGUGGCGGAGGUGACGUCGUGGUAAUCUCGAAUCCGACAAGUGCGCCAGCAGCACCGACAACAGUGCCAGCAGCACCGACACAGGAACCCACUAGUGGCGGAGGUGACGUCGUGGUAAUCUCGAAUCCGACAGGUGUUCCGGCACCGACAACAACUGUGCCAGCACCGACAACAGAUGUGCCAGCACCGACAACAAAUGUACCAGCACCGAUAGCCGUCUCCGGGGCGUCUCCCACGGACGCACCUCGUUGGGUCUUGACCCGUCCUCCAUUUGCCACUCAGGCGCCCUUUGACUUUCCCGAGUUUCCCCUCCCAGAACCAGCGCCAACGGACCCACCUACAAACAGCAGGGCUGCUGAUGCUGGAGUUUCAGUUGUUCCAGGACUCGCCCUGGUUUUCGCUGGCCUGGUUGCUGCUUUGGGCGUAUAA